Galendromus occidentalis (western predatory mite) is the source of this 831-nucleotide messenger RNA. RefSeq names its product D-ribitol-5-phosphate cytidylyltransferase-like. NCBI's taxonomy places the organism in Eukaryota, Metazoa, Arthropoda, Arachnida, Mesostigmata, Phytoseiidae. Gene Ontology annotation, cellular component: cytosol. The record is from RefSeq and is a predicted model, not a curated record. Gene Ontology annotation, biological process: isoprenoid biosynthetic process. Gene Ontology annotation, molecular function: cytidylyltransferase activity. The transcript has 3 exons.
UGCGUCGUUCCCGCGGGAGGCAUAGGCUCGCGUAUGGGUUUGUCGACACCGAAGCAGCUUCUGAAGAUUCACGGAAGAAGUAUCUUGGCUCACACCUUGAGCAAUCUCGAGAAGAUAGCUGCGAUCGACCUCAUCGUGGUGGUAACCUCUUCCCAAUUGAAAGAGAAGAUACAGGACGAGGUCGAUAGAGUUCUGGAAGACUGGUGAGCUCUAAUAUCGAGAAGCGGUCAUUCGCCAUCAUCCGACUUGUCCGACGGGCAAGCUUGAGAAUGCGAGUUUUUCGUGCGGUCUUCCAGCGCGGGGUGCCCGAUCGAAGUCGUAAUAAGGAAAGGAGUUGAUUCGAGACAUGCUUCGAUCAAGACCGGGGUUGAUUAUUUGAAUGGUCGGGGAUUCAGCACCGUAAUCGUGCACGACGCUGUACGUCCUCUCGUUCCUCGCAAACUCGUGGAUGAUCUCUUGGAAGCAUCGGGCGAAUGCGGUGCCGCAGGACCGUGGAUAAGUCUCGUGUCGACCGUUCUGAAAAUCGACGCAAAGGGAUCGAUGCAAUCGACCAUUCCCAGAUAUCCGGACGAGAAUGGCGAUCGUUUCGUGGCUAGCGAGAUGCCUCAGGUGUUCAGAUACGACAUCCUGAAGAGAGCCUAUGAAUGCUGCGAUCAGCGCGAGCUCUUGCACGGAACUGAGUGCUUGGAGCUCGUUCGUCGCUAUUGUGACGUGAAACCAAAAAUGCUUGAGGGUGAUCGCGACAUCCUGUGGAAAGUCACAAAGCAGGCCGACUUGAUCAUCGCCUCGAAUGCUUUGAAGCCUGCUGUAAUUCAGCCACCAUCGCCAUGA